Ciona intestinalis (vase tunicate) is the source of this 3325-nucleotide messenger RNA. NCBI's taxonomy places the organism in Eukaryota, Metazoa, Chordata, Ascidiacea, Phlebobranchia, Cionidae. The record is from RefSeq and is a predicted model, not a curated record.
GCAUAGACUGAACACCUUUGUUCAAAUUUCUUGAUCAUAUUUACAAUCAAUUAACAACGAUCUAUGGAAGUUGUGAGAAUACGGUUUUAUCUUUAAACUUUCUUUGUUUACUACCAUAUCAGACAAUAAAAUAAAAAGACCGAAGACUUUCUACACCAAUACAAGACCGUCCUGCCCCACCAAUACCACAGAUUGAAGAAGAAGAUAUAUACAUUGCACUGUAUGACUAUGUUGCUCGAACCAAUAAAGAUUUAACUUUCAAAAAAGGUGACACUAUGGUGAUUCUGAAAAAAGGCCAAAAUUGGUCGAUUGCUCAACUAUUAGAACCCAAUCCAUUGUAUUCUGUCACAGAAGGUUCCAUACCAACAAACUAUGUUAAAAAACAGAGUUCUGUUGUUUCACAACCGUCUUGGAUGUUUGACACAGCAGAUCGUUCUGAGGCAGUUUCACUACUGAUGCAACCUUGUAACAACCAUGGUGAUUUUCUUGCUAGAAGGAGGACGACAAAUCCAAAUGAAUAUGCUUUAAGUGUUAGAAAUGGUGCAACUGUGAACCAUAUCAAGAUAGAAAAAAUGGGUGGUCAAGGAUAUUCUAUUGAUCAUCACACUAUGUUUGCCACCUUAAACGACUUAGUUGGUUAUUAUCAGGAAAACAUGCUUGCAAAUGAUAUCAGGUUGAGAUCACCUUGCAAACAAGUGGUCAUGGAGUCUCCACAAACAGCAGGUUUGUCUCAUGACCUUGCUGAUGAAUGGGAGAUUGACCGUAAAUCAAUUGAACUCAAAGAAAAAUUGGGGAAAGGUAAUUUUGGUGAAGUAUAUAAAGGGUUGUGGAAUGGAACAACCAGGGUAGCAGUGAAAAAAAUGAUCAAGUCAGAUUUAUUGGAUAAAGAAGAGUUUUUGAAAGAAGCUAAAAUCAUGAAAAAACUCCAUCAUCCAAAACUUGUUCAACUUUAUGCUGUGUGCACUCACUCAGAACCAUUUUACAUUGUUACUGAGUUAAUGUGCAAUGGAUCCCUUCGAGAAUACUUAAGAGAAAAAGGAAAAGAUCUUAAUGAAGACACCUUAAUAGAGAUGGCAAUACAAGUUGCCACAGGAAUGGUUUACCUUGAAGUAAAUGAUUACAUUCACCGAGAUCUUGCAGCUAGAAAUAUUCUUGUGGGAAAAAACAAUAUUUGCAAAAUUGCAGAUUUUGGAUUAGCAAGGGUUACCCAGGGCAAUGACAUAUACCAAGCAAAAGUUGGUGCUGAAUUCCCAAUCAGAUGGACAGCACCUGAAGCUGCUACAAUGCAGCAAUUUACAAUCAAGUCAGAUGUUUGGUCAUUUGGAAUAUUACUCACUGAAAUAAUUGGAAACGGCAGGGUUCCUUAUGCAGGUUUUCAGACUUUUGAAGUAUUGGAACAAGUAGAACGUGGAUACAGAAUGGAAAAAUUGGAAAAGUGUUCAGAACAAUUAUAUGACAUCAUGAUGGCUUGUUGGCACAAGGAUCCAAACCAGCGACCUUCAUUUGAAAGUCUUGUAAUGCAACUGGAAACUUGUGAUUCCGCUGCUUUUUUGGAAUAGUUAGAAAUGUGUUUCUGUAUAUAGUAGGGUGGGGGAAGAUGGGACACUUUGUCCGAGGAGACUUUUUAAAUUUUUUUCUACAGAUGCUUAUUUAAUAAUUAGAAAAAUAAUGCUACUGAAUUAUACAGCAGUAUUAUCACGACAUCAAAUAUUAUUGUUUCCAACAAGUACAGUGCAACAUGUAAAUUAUGGCAGUAUUAUCUGCCUGUUAUUUCAAUUAUUUUCUUUGUUUAAAAGUCAUUAAAGCUAGGUGAAUUGCUGUUUCUAUUUUUCUUUAAAUUUUAAUUUAUGCCAAGUUUUUAUAUACGUUAUUAUUAUGCAAUAAUUUUUUUUUGUUAGAUGUAUUUAUUGAUAAAUAAUUUUUUUAGUUUUUUAAAUCACAAAAUUUUGUUUUUGUAUAGGCAUUAUUACUGUCCAGAAAUCGUUUUUCUGAAUAAAAUUUAAAAUUAUUUGCACUGGUUUUAGCUAUUGGACCAAAUUCUUCAAUAUUGGAAAAUUAACAGAAUGUAAACAAUAAGGAAAUGCAAGUAUCAUUUCCUGAUGAAGUCCUGUCAGAUAAAACAUCGGAAAUACAUUAAGAUUUAUACACGAAAAAAUUAUUUAAAUUAUGUCUGUUAGCAGAAGUGGCUGAAUAUUUAACAAAAUGAUUUAACAAACUUUACAUACUUGACUUCUAGAUUUGUACAAAACCUUUAAAAUGCACUAAAUUUACAUCAUAGCAAGAAUAAAAAAAAUGUUAUAAGUUACAGAAAUGCCGCAACCGACAACUAGUGUUAUUUUAUUUUUUGUUGUCACUAAAACAACAUUCAAUCAAAAAGAUUGAAUUCCAUUCAAUUUUCCUAAUCAGGGACUUUGAAAUUUGCCAAGUGUGAGCUUUGGAGGGGUUUGUAAAAUAGGGGUGCUAGAGGAGGGUGUUAUGUUAAAAUAGGGGGCUAGGAAAGGGGCGUAUGUUGAAAUAGGGGGCUAGGGGAGAGACGUUUGUUAAAAAGUUUAAAAGUCUCUGGCGAGGAAGAAACAACAGUUUAUUCAACAACUGUUUAAAACACAAUUUCACUGCUGUUUCACAAUUUCAAGCAUCAUGGUAAAAAUAAAACGCAUAACACGAGUUUCACAUUGCAACAUUGAAUUUUAAGGUAAUGAAGAAAGGCACCAUGAUAACGAACACAGAACAAGCGUAAUUAAAAUGAUAAAAUAAUAAACGUAUUCAGGAAAAUAAAGUGAUAGCAAAUAUACAAUAUAAUAAUGUAACGGGUAAAAAUGUAUGAAACUAAAAUUUCAUUUAAUUGUACAAGAUGUCAUGUAAAAAAUUACUGAAAUAUAUGAAUCCAAACAAAUAUAUCAUUAAGAUUGGCACUAAAAAAUCUCACUAUUUUAAAAGGUACUUUGUGAGAAGCUAUGCAUAUAGAAAUGAAUUACAAAGAAAUAGUAUCGUCAAAUUAAAAAGUUACUAACAUUAGGUUUUGAAAAAUUUUGGUAAAAAUAACAAUGCUAUUGGAAUUUAAGGCCACAGUACACUUUACUUUAAAAUACUGGAAUGUGGCAUUUAUAAAAUAAAUUCCCAAGCAGCAAUGAUAAAACAAUGUGACAUAAUCGUUUUGGCUGCAUGUAAGAAAUUGAUUUAAAUUAUUUUAUCCAAGAAUCUCCAUUACCCUGAAAAGUUUUAUCACUGCAAAAGUUUGACCUGCAAAAAAAUGGCGCAGCCAGGAAAAAAAAGGUAAUUUUUCAAAAAUAAAUCAUUUUUUUAGUUUUUUUUUUAAAUUUUAUUU